Messenger RNA from Stylonychia lemnae, 1257 nucleotides. Lineage: Eukaryota; Ciliophora; Spirotrichea; Sporadotrichida; Oxytrichidae. The record is from the annotation of a GenBank genome assembly.
AUGUUCCGAAAAUUUGGGCCUGGAGAAAAGGCAAACAUUGAUUAAAUGGUGAACCUCACAAGCUGCUUUGGCAAUCCUUAAAAUUAGUUUAAAUCCAUUCAUAUUGCAGGCACUAAUGGAAAAGGUACAGUAUCAAUAAAAACUGCAAGGAUACUCGAGAGUGCUGGCUUCAAGACUGGUCUCUUUAUAUCUCCUCACAUCUCAUCAUUCAGAGAAAGAAUUACUAUAAAUCAGCAACUGAUAUCUUAAGAAGAUGUUGUCAAGCAUGCUGAAAGUGUAUUUGAAACAAUAGAAAAGCAGAAGUUAAAUGUUACAUUUUUCGAGAUUGUUACAAUGAUUGCCUUACUGCAAUUUGCAGAGCAAAAGGUUGACUAUGCAGUGCUUGAAUGUGGGAUGGGAGGUCGAUUAGAUGCUACUAAUGUGAUCACAAAGCCUGAAGUCUGUGCAAUUACUAGCAUUGGCUUUGAUCAUAUGGAGAUUCUAGGUACAACUUUAGAAUAAAUCGCUGAGGAAAAAGCAGGAAUCAUAAAAUAAGAUAUCCCAGUUGUACUAGGACCUACUGUGAAUCAGUAGUCUGUCAUUAAGAAGGUGAGGGAGAUGAAUAGUAAACUAGUAGAAGUAAAAUGGGCAAACUUUAGAAAGGCAAAUCAAGAGGUCGUCAACAACAUUGUGGAUCUUUUGGGUGUAGACAUAUCUGAGGAAGCACGGGCUAAUGGAAUGUCCUUUGAGCAGCCAUGUAGACUAGAGAAAGUUCCUGAAUCAAAUUUGAAAGCAAUCUUUGAAGAUCAUGAUGAGGACAGUAUAGUAUAUAUGGAUAUUUGUCACAAUCCCUAGGCAGUCGAAGCUGUCAUCGAAGAAAUAACAAAGCGUCAUCCUGAUUAAAAAAUACAAAUAGCCUGUGGAUUUUCUAAGAAUAAAGAUCACACUGCAAUGAUGCAUUACAUGGCUUCACAUGCUUCAGUCACAAGUGUAUAUCCAAUUACUUCAAAUCAUUUCAAAAUUUGUCCAAUAGAAGAAAUCUAGGAUAGGGUAAAGGAGGUCUAAAAACUAUUUUUGUCUUUUGAGAAACCAGCAACAGUAUUCUAAGAACCCAUUUAAGGAGGUUUAAUUUCAAGUACUUUGGAAUAGGUAAUCAAGGAGAGCUAGAAGUAGAAAGAUAUUGUGCUUAUAUGUGGUAGUUUCUACAUCAUGGCUGAUGUGAGAGAAUACCUUAAAUAUGACGAUGUAUUUGACCACAAGGAAGUCAACUUCAAAUGA